Molecule: messenger RNA, 995 nt
Organism: Ciona intestinalis (vase tunicate)
Lineage: Eukaryota; Metazoa; Chordata; Ascidiacea; Phlebobranchia; Cionidae
Source: RefSeq, a predicted model, not a curated record
AAAUUAAGUGUACACAAAGUAGCAUACUUGGUGACUCGUAAGCUGGCAUGAGGUGUAUGAAACACAUUUGUUUUAUAACGACUGUCGUUGUCCGGCCACACGAGGAUAAAGUAAGUUACAUUCAUGCAUUUAAAAUUUUACCAACUUUUUUAGUGACGAAAAUGAUGGGUUCUACUACAGUGCAAAGAUAAAGAAGCAAAUUGAUGAAAAUAACUGCCUGGUUUCGUUUAAGCAUGGCGGAAAAUCUCUUGUUCAUACAAGAAAUAUCUUUCCAAAGCAGAUGGAAAAUAAUUUCAAACAAUUAAAGUAUGAUGAUCAUGUUCUGGCAUAUCAAGAAGUUUCAAAAAGAUUUGAACCUGCUGUUAUUGUCAAUACACCGGGUAAACAACAGAAACAAAAAUACGCAGUUGUGUUUUACAACGGCAGAAAAACAAUUCUCGCUUGUAGAAUGCUAGUGAAGAUAAGUAGAAUGCAAUAUCACUUUGCAGUGCAGUACAUUAAAGAAUUAUCUCAUUGCAACAAAUCUAGUAAAACACAAGGAAUAGUUUUGCCAGAAGGAUUUAACCAAAAACCAGACUCGGUAAGUGACUUGUGUGUGGCAAUACAACAUCUACAAUCAAGUUUAGAAAACAACGGAAAUGAACAACAACAACAACAGCAAAUGUUGGCGGAGCAUUCAAAACAUCUAGAAGACCUCAGAAUAGAUGUGAAAGAAUUAACUACAAAUCGAACACCAAAGACACCACAAAAAGUUUAUAUUGAAGGAGCAAGCGUGAGUUACUAAAGCAGUGUUUCUGCAUCGAAUUGUUAGACAACAACCCAGCAAACACAAAAUAAUCAUAACAUUAACAAAGUUAUAAUUAAGCUGUAGUUUGGUUCCGAUAGCCAAAAAAACGUUGUUGUAAAGUUCAGGUUAUGACGUUUUGUUUAGACGGCUAUAUAACUGCGAAAAAGUUUAAAAAAAUCAAGUGUAGCAAGUAAAAUGAUUACUGUUG